GGGGGACUUGCUGGCGCGCUAAUUAUUGAGAAACACCUCCAGAACUUCGUCAUCGGACGCGAUCCGCUUGAUGUUGAGGAGGUAUGGGAACGUCUGUAUCAUAUCACUUCAAUUUAUGGACGGCGCGGCUUGGUUAUUUAUGUCUUGAGCGGCAUAGAACUCGCGCUUGUUGACCUAUGUGGAAAGAUUGUGGACGCGCCUGUCUAUAGUCUUAUUACGGAUACACCACGCUUUAAGAUUCCUGCCUAUGCCACCGGUGCCGAUGUUGGCUAUUACGCAGAGAAUGGGUUCGCCGCUUGCAAGCUGCCGCUUCGCCAUGGACUCGCUGAGGGUGAGAGCGGAUUUACGGAAAACGUCGAGCUGAUACAUGCUGCACGAGACGCUGUCGGAACGGAAACAGAAUUGAUGGCAGACAUCUAUCUCCGUUGGGAUGUAGACUACACACUCCGUUUCGCAGAUGCUGCCACCGAUGCCUGUCUCAAAUGGAUCGAAGAACCCAUUCCACUUGACGAUUAUGCAGGCAUGGCGCAAUUAGUGCGAGAGAUUCAACCGGCUUGGAUUGUCUCCGGUGAGCAUGAAUUCACACGAUACGGGUUUAGAGAGUUGUUGCGUUGGGAGGCGGCGGAUAUGAUUCAACCGGACAUCAGUUGGGCAGGUGGUUUCACGGAAUGCCUACGCAUCGCGCGUGAAGCCGCUGAACUGGAUAUUCCGACGUGGCUCCAUCAAGCUGGCACACCGUGGGGUUUACAUCUCACUGCCUGUCUUCCGAUGCCGUGUAUGGCAGAGACCUUUGGUCCUUCCCGCGACGGCGUUGAGAACGAGUUGUAUCGUCUCUUACGUCCCGCACCUCAGGAUGGGUUUUUCAGUUUAAACGAUGCGCCAGGUUUCGGCGUAGAACUUGACGAACGGUUGUUAGAGGCGUACACAGUGGAUCGGUUGUAG
Geodia barretti is the source of this 942-nucleotide messenger RNA. The record is from the annotation of a GenBank genome assembly. NCBI's taxonomy places the organism in Eukaryota, Metazoa, Porifera, Demospongiae, Tetractinellida, Geodiidae.